UGGAAUACUGCACUGCUGUACCUUUACUUUGGCUCUCGUUGAUUCUAAGGUCAUAUUCAUAAGAAUUGCAAGCCUUAUUUCAUGGGAUGGUUACCUGUAAAAUGCGAAACGAAAUCGAAAGGAAACGAAAUCUACCGAAGCAAAACGAAACCUACCGAAACGGGUACCCUUAUUUCAUACGACAUGCCUGCUGUUGUAGGCACGGUGAAAUAAAUACACGAAUUUUCGGUGAACCCACGGAUACCUUAUCACCCUGCCCUUUUUCUGAUCUUGCACACGCCGAAUUUCAAAGUUGCAGGAAUACAUUUGACGACAGUGUUUUGCCUAUUGAAACAGUUCUAUGGGACAGCCUUCCACCUUUCACUAUUUGUAACUACAAAUGUAUUUCGAAAGAAGGAGAAAGCGUUUCACGCAUGUGUGAGAAUGGCCGAUGGACAGGACCUAAAUGUAAGCAUAUCAUCGUUAAACGCUUUUGGAGAAGGAGAAGGCGAUAUUCUCCUCCACCACCACCACCUCCAGAUACUACACCUCCUGUUAUUGGUUGCCCAGGUGAUAUAUUUGUCACUGCUCUCCAGUUACAGACGACUGCUGUGGUAUCCUGGACCGAGCCGUCUGCGCAUGAUUCUAAGGACGGAAACGUGGCCACAAUAAGGUCGGGUCCUGCACCUGGAAGCGUAUUUUCGGAGGGAGUGACAACCAUUAGCUACACUGCCAGAGACAGUAGUGGAAAUUCUGCAUCCUGCUCCUUUAGAGUACACAUCACAGUUAAACGUUGUUCGGCGCCCUCUUAUUCCGGAUCCUUCACAUGUACUGCCGGAUCCUCGUAUCUAUACGGGGCUGUUUGCACUUUUGAUUGUUCGGCUAUAGGGCAUGAGUUGAUUGGACAAUCUACAGUCACGUGCCUAUCAUCUGGAUCUUGGGACAAUGCUAUUCCAUCAUGUCAACGUGUGAAUUGUGGUGAUCCCGGCGGAUUGACCAAUGGCGGAGCGGUUACCUCGGGAAUAUUAUACGGCGAUAACGUGACAUAUACAUGUCAAACGGGAUACAACAUUACCGGAGAUGUAAAUCGCACAUGUCAAUCAAACGCAGUGUGGUCAGGAUCACGUCCAAAAUGCUGGUACUCAAUCAGCUGUUCUAGUUCUCCUUGUUUAAAUGGAGCUACUUGCACCAAUACUUUGGGAGGAUACAGAUGUUGGUGUACACCAGGAUGGACCGGAAGCACUUGUCAGACAGAUAUUCAACCACCUGUAAUGACCGGCUGUCAGAAUUCAGAAACCAUUCUGACGACACAACCGGAAGCCUUUGCCUCAUGGAACAUACCGUCUUUUCAAGAUCCAAUGGGAAGACAACUAAUUGUUUCGUCCAAUUACCCAACUAAUUCGACCUCUUUCCCCUGGGGAGACUUUACUGUACAAUACUCAGCAUUAAAACCAAGCAAUGGUUUACGCACGGAGUGCAAUUUCACGCUCUCCAUUAGACCUGUACCAUGUACCGAUCUGGUGAUCCCUAACAAUGGAGCCAUUCUUUGUAACGGUUGGGAUACCGACAUACUAAAUUUGUGUGUAUUAGUUUGUAAAUCUGGGUACUCCGUCCCCCUCGGUUACAGUGAAGAUGUUGUAUAUGUGUGUGGGUCUAGUGGAAAUUGGUCACCUGCUGGGUCACUUCCGGAGUGUAUAGCCGUGACUUCUACUUAUUCUCGGAGUGCCCCGUCUUUUACCGACUGCUCUAGUAACACGACACAACCGGAUCUCUCCAGCCAUUACAUUGACCUUGUGAAAAAAUCCAAUUUUGCUCACAUCUGUAAAACAUCAACAUGUGAUGUAAAUAACAUUGAUAUUCGAUGUUGAAUAUUACAUAUGCAAAUGCAUUUUUGUGUACAAGUGAUGAUCAUGCAGUAUUUACUUUACUUCGAUUCCAGGGCAUCUAGUUUUAGGCCUGUUUGUUUGUAGCAAAGACAAAAUUAACAUUGGUCAUAUAUAUCUUUUACAUCAUAAGAGGUAGACCUUUGAUAUUUGGUAUGUGUAGUCCUGUUGGUCAGACCUUUUCAUUGCCAUCAUUGAUAUGGUGACCUUAACAUUGACCUCUCACCUACUUUUAGACAAUUUGAAUGUAAGCCACCUCUCAUACUUCAAGUAUCACAUAAGUAGCUUCAUAAGGGUGUAUUUUGAGUUCUUUGUUACAUGUACUUGUAUUGUACAUUAUUGAUAAUUAUACAUGUAUAUUGAAAAUUGUACACUAGAAUUUUUUUGCUGAUGAUGGGCAUUACAUAUGAGUAAGAAUGGCUUAUUAUGUAUCUAUAAAUUUCUUCCUUCGGAUAAUUGUUAAAUGAAUAUUUUUUGCCUACAAAUUCAAAUGAUUUUUAAACCUAUCAAAGACAAAAUGAAUGCUUCUGGGUACAUAUUAAAGAAAGUCAAAAUUCGUUAGAUCUCUAGUUUCUGGUCAUCUACUAGAAAACUUUGCAGUGAAAAUGUACUUGGCGUCCACAUACACAAUACACUCCCAAAUUCUUCUCACAUCAACUCAGUUUACAAAUCCAUUGCUGGUCAAUUAUAUUUUUGUGUAGAAUAAGAAAAUACCUAACCCUCAAUUCAGACAAGAAAACUAUUUUACAAUGUGAGGUAAUGCUUCCCGAAACAGCUAACUUGUAUUCAUAAACUUGAAUAGCGAGCAACAAGGAUUAUACUGAAAGUUGCUCCGGAUUUAUCGUCUUUAUCACUAUUUCAACACUUGAACGGCUCACUGUGUUCGAACAAGUCCAAUUUAAGGUUUACAAAUACAUUGAGUUGUACAAUUCUUUCACUGCAUGGUCCCUGGUUAUCGGAAUGAUUUGUUUAUGUUUCAUUAUUCUGAAAAAUAUACUGUAAUUUACGAUCUCAAUCCAAUCAUGAUCUGAGUAUGUCUAUAUUCAGAUUAAGUUUGUUCAAAAAUUCCCUUCAGUAUUCGAGUGUAAAGCUCCGGAAUUACCAUUACAUGUAUGUGUAGGAUCAUCGCCCUCAAAUCUCAAUUAUAAACUGCAUGUAUGAAAAUGCAUUGUACGUAAACGAAAUGUCUUUUCUAAUCAUUAGAAUAUUGUGAAGAAUGUAAUUCAUUUCAUCAUCAAUAUGUGUUUUUAAUUAUCUGCUCGUGUUAUGAAAAGGUGAAGAUAACAAACAGUGAUCAAUCUCGUAACUCCUAUAAAGAAUACAGAAUUAAUACUUGGAUUUACACAGACCCUUGGAUAUACCAGAGGUGGGAUCAGGUGCCUAGGAAGAGUAAACACCCCCUGUCACACCCACCGUGAGCCCUGUAUCUUAAUAAUGUAAACGGAAUCAUCCGUAGUCGAAAUUUGUGUAUAAAGAACGACCAAACAAUAGCUAUGAAUACAUCAAUAUAUUUUGUUCAGUUAUUGCACAUUUACAAUGAAACACGCUUAUAACGAAUUUACACUUAUCAAGAAAUGAUACUCCCGUAUGAGAAGAAAGUAACGAAAAUUGCCUUGGAUAUAACGAAGUCUAGUUAUAAGGAUUUAUUUUCCGCCAGCCCUGGAGCUUCGCUACAACCGUGUUUUACUGUAUUGACUUUAGGAAGAGGGCUUCGAAAAUGGAUAGUGCUAUGCAAUAAUCGAGCAAAACUAUCAAUGUCACCUUGGGUGGUUAACAUGGGAUGCUUACUUUUCCCGAUCCCACCUCAAGAGUUUCCAGGGGUCCGUGUUUGUCCUACUCUCUCAAUUUUGCAUUCUUCAAUAGGAUUUAUGAGAUUGAUUGUUAUCUUUUCCUUAUCAUAAUUACCAUUGUUAGCUUAAUCAGUAUUUCAUUCAAUGAAUAAUUGAAUAGGAUUAGGUCAAAGGCAUAAUCCGUAAAUACACUCUCCCUUUUAUUAUUAUAACAUGUACUAGGUUAUCAUUUAGAAAUGCUUUCCUAAAUAGUUCAUGUGUAUCUUAACACAACGUAGAUUGUACAUGUAUUAUUCUGAUUUUACGUUUUCUCAUUACGUGUCUCCUAAAGUGCCAAACAUUUAUAUCUGAAUUAUAUAUAUGCUCUUAUUACAUCUACUUGGGAAUUCAGACUUUUUUUUUUUAAAUGUAAGUCUGCAACAGUGUUAAAAUCAGCUAGUUGUACAAAUUUGAAAUCUAUGAAUUCCUUAUUUCAUUGGAAAUAUGAUCGAGAUAAAUAUGUGUACCAGGAAGUUUGAGCAUGAAAAUUUAAUUUGAUUGACAUAUACUUUGCUCUACAUGCUAUCUACAACAUGCUAUCUACAAAUCAAGACAUGAUCUGUUUCAAAAUUUAAUCAAGCUAAUAAAAUCCCUUAGUUUAAUGAAAAGUUUGUUAGCUAUAUAUAUAUUUUUCUCGGUGAUUUGACAAUUACGAACAUAACAUGUACCACUGUAUAUCUCAUUUUAUGUGACUAUUUAUAUAGAUAAUAGGAAUUUUAUUUAUUCUUCAAGUACCUCAAAAUUGUAAUUUAUCCGGGUAUUAGUCCCUACCGACAGAACUUGCACUACAUGUAUAUUCAGUCCAUCUUUUAAAACUUUUCCGGACCUUUUUGUCAUCAAGCCUUGAUUCAGGGAGCUGAAAUGUAUGUGGUUGACAACUGUAUGCUCCGACUUCACAGAUCAAGCAUACGUUUCGUCACAUUUCAAUGAAUGCCUUUUACGAGAUUUAUGGGACUUUGUGCCGAAUAUUGUGUUUCGAACUUUCCCCCACUGUCUUAACUUAUAUGAUUCUAAACUUUGGUAGAUGUAUGUGGUUACCUAAUACAAAUCAAGUUUCAUUUUUGCUAAGGUUGACUUAUUCUAACAAGAAGUGUAGGUUUUAGCUUCAUGAUUGAAUAUUCUUCAUCAUUUUCUCCCGGACCUCGCUUCCCAUGCUUUGAUUUAGGAAGCUGGAAUUUGGUAUAUGAUUUACCGUUUCUAAAUAAAAUUUAAGUUUCGUCACAGUGGACUUCUUUUACAAUAUUGAUGGGACUUGACUUGGUACCGCAAUGGGACAUGUAUUGCAAUACAUACAUAAUGCUUGUUAUCAUAUAAAUGUGUCUGUGAUACAUACUGCGUGUGCAAGAACAUACAUUUUCUAAAUUGAAAAAGUCUAGUCUUUAUAUGUCAUAUCUGCAUAUGUCUAAUAUAUGUAGCUCUAUUUCAUCACAUUAAAAACUUGUUAUUGUGUUUAGGUAUUUGUUCAAUAAAAUAUCUGUAUCCAUCAAUA
Molecule: messenger RNA, 5180 nt
Organism: Ostrea edulis (European flat oyster)
Lineage: Eukaryota; Metazoa; Mollusca; Bivalvia; Ostreida; Ostreidae
Product: sushi, von Willebrand factor type A, EGF and pentraxin domain-containing protein 1-like
Exons: 12
Coding region: 87-1847 (586 amino acids)
Molecular function (GO): calcium ion binding
Source: RefSeq, a predicted model, not a curated record